Messenger RNA from Monodelphis domestica (gray short-tailed opossum), 1315 nucleotides. NCBI's taxonomy places the organism in Eukaryota, Metazoa, Chordata, Mammalia, Didelphimorphia, Didelphidae. The record is from RefSeq and is a predicted model, not a curated record.
UAUAUUCUAUGAGCAGAGGAUGAAAACAACAAACACAAGAUCUUUAUAUAUUUUAGAAUUAGGACUUCUGAUGGAUAAUGCUAACUCUCUUUUGCCUUUUAGCUUUCAGAAGGAACAGAGGACUGAAUGGUGGGGAAUCACUCUGGAGUCAUCAAAUUUUACAUUGAAGGUUUUUCUGGUUCUCCAGAGUUCCGUCACACACUUUUUGCCAUAUUCUUCUUCUCCUUCUUUGUGACUAUAAUGGGAAAUAUGAUAAUCAUUGUGAUCGUCUGUGCUGAUCAUAGACUACACUCUCCCAUGUAUUUCUUCCUGGGUCACUUGUCUUUCCUGGACAUCCUGAUUACCUCCACUAUCAUUCCACCAAUGCUAGGGGGCCUGCUAAUGUCUGAAUUACUGACCAUGUCUUUCUCUGACUGUAUCACUCAACUCUUCUUGUAUCUCUCUUUUGGGACAACAGAAUUUAUAUUAGUUGGAGCAAUGGCAGUGGAUCGUUAUGUGGCUGUCUGUAACCCCCUGAGAUACAACAUCAUCAUGAACAAUCAAGUUUGUAUCUCAGUGGUGAUAAUGGCCUGGUUACUUGGGUUUCUUAUUGAAAUCUGGCCAGUCUAUGCUACUUUUCAACUCCCCUUCUGCAAGUCAACUUUUGUGAACCAUUUUUUCUGUGAAAGAGGGCUAUUGCUGAAGCUUUCCUGUGAAGACACAACUUUCUUAGAGUUUAUUCUCUUCUUGAUGGCUGUUGUUAUCCUCUUUGGCUCUUUGCUUCCCACUCUCAUCUCCUAUACUUAUAUAAUCUCCACUAUCCUGAAGAUCUCUUCAGCCUCUGGCCAAAGAAAGGCCUUUUCUACCUGUGCCUCUCACUUCACCUUUGUAAUAAUUGGCUAUGGAACCUGCUUAUUUCUUUAUGUGAAACCCAAGCAGACCCAGGCAGCUGAGUAUAACAGGAUUGUCUCCUUAAUGAUUUCAGUGGUAACCCCAUUCCUGACACCCUUUAUCUUCACUCUGCGGAAUGAUAAAGUCAAAGAAGUUCUGAGAGAUGGGAUGAAGCACUGCUAUCAUCUCUUUAAGGGAUCUUGAAAAUCAGAACCCCCAAGUUGUGAAUGGUCAUUAGCUCCACACUUUCUACCCAACACCUUAUCAUCUUGUUACUGGAAAGAUAACAAAUGAACAUUUUAGCCUGAAUGAACUAAUGUAGGCUCAACAAAGGAGAAACAGGAGGAAAAAAUAUAUAUAUGGAGUAUAAUACCAUAACUCAAAACAGCAGUUUGAAUACAGACGAACUCAAUUUAAUGGCAGUGCCCAGAGGACAGAAGCUGAA